AUGAUCCCCCCUCUCGUCUCCCUCGAGGAGCACUUCUUCUCCGCCGCGAUGCUGGCCUCCCCGACAGCAGCGCAAUACGGCGAGCAGUUCAAGCACAUCCCGGGGUUGCGCGAAAAGCUAUCGGACGUGGGCGCCCUCCGCCUCUCCUCCAUGGACGCCAACAACAUCUCGCUCCAAAUUGUGUCUCACGCCCCAGGCUCCCUGUCCGCAGGCGAAUGCAGGGCCGCGAACGAGCAGCUCUCACACGCCAUCGCGCAGCACCCGGACCGCUUCGCCGGCUUCGCCGUCCUGCCCGUCAGCUCGCCCGCGUCCUGCGCUGCGGAACUCAGACGGUGCGUUGAAGAGCUCGGCUUCGUCGGCGCCCUGAUCGACAACCACUCCUCCACCGGGGCAUAUUACGACGGGGCGGAAUACCUGCCUCUCUUCGAGACCGCCCAGGCCCUCGACGUCCCGAUCUACUUGCACCCAACCUGGCCGACCGAACCCAUGCUCAUAUCGCUCUACACAGGCAACUUUCCCCUGUCGGCAACACAAUCUAUCUCCGCGUCCGCUUUCGGCUGGCACUCGGACGUCGCGACACACAUCCUGCGGUUGUUCGCGGCCGGGCUCUUCGACACGCUGCCAAAGCUAAAACUCAUCGUCGGCCACAUGGGUGAAAUGCUGCCAUUCAUGCUGGCGCGCAUCAACCAGCUGUCCGUGCGGUGGGCCCCAGGCCAGCGAAGUUUCCAACAGGUCUACGAUGAGAAUCUGUGGAUCACAACGAGUGGGAACUGGAGUGUCGAUCCCAUGGCGUGUAUCUUGCGGAACACCAAGAUCGAGCAUGUGUUAUUCUCGGUGGAUUAUCCGUUUGCCAGGAACGAGGAUGGAGUCAGGCUUAUGCAGGAGUUGGAGGAGAGCGAGCUUGUGGACGAGAAGGGGCUCGAGUUGAUCGCGCAUGGAAAUGCGGAGGCGUUGUUGAGGGUGAAGAUGCGAGGGGGGAGGAACGAAGGUGGUGAUAGGGGCUCGUGA
This is a messenger RNA of Exophiala aquamarina CBS 119918, 1008 nucleotides long. RefSeq lists its product as uncharacterized. The record is from RefSeq and is a predicted model, not a curated record. Gene Ontology annotation, molecular function: hydrolase activity; carboxy-lyase activity. Gene Ontology annotation, biological process: secondary metabolic process. The coding region runs from base 1 to 1008 and encodes 335 amino acids. The transcript has a single exon. Gene Ontology annotation, cellular component: cytosol; cytoplasm. NCBI's taxonomy places the organism in Eukaryota, Fungi, Ascomycota, Eurotiomycetes, Chaetothyriales, Herpotrichiellaceae.